UCGCCCGGGCCGGCGAUGGCGACCGCGCAAUUCCUAGCCCUCUCCUCGUCCUCCUCCGCCUCCGCAGCCGCCCGCCCCAGGGCCUGCCGGGCCGCGCCGUCCCGCGUGUGCGUGGCCGCGGCCGCGGCGGCGUCAUCGUCGGGCGAGCCCGCGCGGCGGCUCGCGGCGGAGUUCGACCCGGCGAUCCCGCUGGCCUGCGCGGUGACGCCACCCAGCGGGUGGUACACCGACCCGGGGUUCCUCCGGCUCGAGCUCGACCGCGUCUUCCUCCGCGGGUGGCAGGCCGUUGGUCACAUAGGACAAGUCAAGAACCCCAAUGAUUUCUUCACAGGAAGCCUCGGAAAUGUAGAAUUUGUCAUAUGCCGGGAUGCAAAUGGGAAACUUCAAGCUUUUCACAAUGUGUGUCGUCAUCAUGCCUCACUCCUCGCAUGUGGAAGUGGUCAGAAGACUUGCUUCCAAUGCCCUUAUCACGGUUGGACAUAUGGUUUAGAUGGUACCCUCCUGAAAGCUACAAGAAUAUCAGGAAUCAAGAACUUCAACAAGAAUGAUUUCGGUCUUUUACCAAUUAAGGUUGCUACAUGGGGACCUUUUGUGCUUGCCAGAUUUGACGAUUCCUCUCAAGAUACUGUUGGUGAUGUGGUUGGAGAUGAAUGGCUGGGUAGUGCUUCAGAUCUGUUGAGUAGAAGUGGCAUUAACACUUCACUACCCCAUAUUUGCAGGCGAGAGUAUACUAUCGAAUGUAACUGGAAGGUAUUUUGUGACAACUAUCUAGAUGGUGGGUAUCAUGUUCCAUAUGCACAUGGGGCCCUUGCAUCCGGUCUUCAGCUUCAAUCCUAUGAAACACUUACAUACGAAAGAGUUAGUGUUCAAAGAUGUGAAAGUGCGCCUGCAGAACAAGAAGACAUCGACCGCUUAGGGACAAAAGCUACCUAUGCUUUUGUUUAUCCAAACUUUAUGAUCAAUAGGUAUGGUCCAUGGAUGGACACUAAUCUAGCUGUCCCAUUGGAUGCAACCAGGUGUAAAGUGGUUUUUGAUUAUUUUCUGGAUGAAUCUCUUCUGGAUGACCAGGAUUUUAUCAAUAGAAGCUUAAAAGACAGCGAACAAGUACAGAUUGAAGACAUUGCGCUGUGCGAGGGAGUCCAGCGGGGCCUGGAGUCGCCGGCCUACGGCGUGGGCAGGUACGCGCCGUCUGUGGAGAUGGCCAUGCACCACUUCCACUGCCUCCUGCACGCCAACCUCAGUGGCUAGUGAUACUUAUGUGCAGCGUUCAAUAUUGUGUAUAUAAUUGUGAACUGCCAAGCUGGGAGCACAUAGCCGUAGGGCUGUAAUUCUACAGUUCGUCUUCGUCCCCCAUGGUACAAAACAGAGUGUUUGAACCGUACAAAAUUGGACUAUGCCAGGUGAAACUAGAGCUUUGCUA
Molecule: messenger RNA, 1420 nt
Organism: Triticum dicoccoides
Lineage: Eukaryota; Viridiplantae; Streptophyta; Magnoliopsida; Poales; Poaceae
Product: choline monooxygenase, chloroplastic-like
Exons: 10
Coding region: 16-1248 (410 amino acids)
Molecular function (GO): iron ion binding; 2 iron, 2 sulfur cluster binding
Source: RefSeq, a predicted model, not a curated record